GGUCAUACAGCCUAUUGAGUUUAAAUGAAACCAAAGGAAGUUUCUCAUUUCUUUGCUGUUACAUUUUUUUUUUUUGUCACUCGAGUGAAGGUUUAGAUGGAAAUUCAAAGUUUUAAUCUUUUUUUUUUUUGUUAUUACUUGGAGUUGAUUUAAACCGCUGAUGUGGACAUUGACUGGACUUGUUUACCGCAAUGAUGAAGACAGAUUUACUUGUUUCUACCUAAUAUCCGAUAACUAGGCUACAAAAACGAAGACUUUUCUUUUGUCUUUUUCAUACGAUAUCUGAAAUUAACGAAGAUUAUUGCAGGAGCUCCUCGGCUUUCCUAAAAGUGACAUUCCCAGCACUUGGAAAGGGCCUUGUGAGUGUGUAAGCAGGUGUGGGGAAUAUAGAAUCCAUUGGUUCAUUUUCAACAAGGAUAACAUUUACUUCACAUCUGAUGAGCGGGCGACGAGUUAUAACACAGUAAAGAGCAGACACUUGGAAAGCAUCAAAAAGUAUCGUAAGCAACGAGUGAACCAGUAGAGCACAGAUGGUCGAAGGGACUCGCAGGAUUUGAUCCUCGUCGUGAUACGAUGGAUAAGGUGGAGCAGAUCCUGUCAGAGUUCAGGCUGAAUAAGGAAGACCUCAAAGAAGUCAUGAAAAGGAUGCAGAGAGAGAUGGACAGAGGACUGCGUUUAGAGACGCACGAAGAGGCCAGCGUCAAAAUGCUUCCUACAUACGUCUGCUCCACCCCUCAGGGAUCAGAGGUGGGAGAUUUCCUUGCUCUGGAUCUUGGGGGAACAAACUUCCGGGUGAUGCUGGUGAAGGUGGGUGCAGACGAGGAGAGGAGCUGGAAGGUGGAGACCAAAAACCAGAUGUACUCCAUUCCUGAAGACGCCAUGACAGGCACUGCUGAAAUGCUGUUUGACUACAUUGCAGAGUGUAUGUCAGACUUUUUAGACAAACAUCACAUUAAGCACAAGAAGCUCCCUCUGGGUUUCACCUUCUCCUUUCCUGUACGACAUGAGGACAUUGACAAGGGUAUCCUUCUUAAUUGGACCAAAGGCUUCAAGGCGUCUGGGGCCGAGGGAAACAAUGUGGUGGGUUUACUGAGAGAUGCCAUCAAGAGACGAGGGGAUUUUGAGAUGGACGUGGUUGCCAUGGUGAAUGACACAGUUGCCACCAUGAUUUCCUGCUACUACGAGGAUCGUAGCUGUGAAGUGGGGAUGAUUGUUGGUACUGGUUGUAAUGCGUGUUACAUGGAGGAGAUGAGGACCGUGGAGCUGGUGGAGGGAGAGGAGGGGCGGAUGUGUGUGAACACAGAGUGGGGCGCGUUCGGAAACAAUGGGGAGCUGGAGGAGUUCAGACUGGAGUAUGACAGAGUGGUGGACGAGACCUCGAUUAACCCCGGACGGCAGCUAUAUGAGAAGCUGAUCAGUGGGAAGUAUAUGGGUGAGCUGGUCAGACUCGUUCUAAUGAAGCUGGUGAAUGAAGACCUGCUGUUUAACGGGGAAGCCUCAGAGCUGCUGAAGACACGUGGCAGCUUUGAGACACGCUACGUCUCACAGAUUGAGAGUGACGCUGGGGACAGAAAACAAAUCUACAACAUUCUGUUCUCGCUGGGUGUCCUGCCUUCAGACCUGGACUGUGACAUCGUGCGUCUGGUCUGUGAGAGUGUUUCCACUCGCUCUGCCCAUAUGUGCGGUGCAGGUCUUGCUGGUGUCCUUAAUCUGAUGAGGGAGCGACGCAGUCAGGAAGCCCUGAAUAUCACAGUGGGGGUCGAUGGAUCUGUCUACAAACUACACCCAUGUUUCCGUGAAAGGUUCCACAAAAUCGUCAGGGACCUCACUCCUCACUGUGAGAUCACCUUCAUCCAGUCGGAGGAGGGGAGUGGUCGUGGAGCUGCUCUUAUCUCAGCGGUGGCCUGUAAGAUGGCAGCAUGCAUGCUGACACAUUAAACAGAGUUGUGCACUGAGCUCUCUCCCAGCAGGAGAACAGAGAAACAAGCCUGAACUCUGAUCUGAGAACACUGGUGACAUGACAUCCACAGUCGGCAGCUAUAUCCUUUUUUUUCUUUUUUUUUUUUAGUUUUAGAGAUGUUUCUCUGCAAAUUGGAAACUCACCACUGAAAGGUGGACUAAUAAGUAUACAGCUAUCAACUUAGAUUAUAGACUAUUUUGUUGUAUUAGACCAAUUUGUUAUUUGGUUUAUUACCAAUUAACAUGUAACUCAAGUUUAAGAUCGGUUCUCUGUUGCACUCAGAAAUUAGGUUGCAGGAACACUCAAAAUAAAUGCUGCUUAUGUAUCACUGCCUGUUGAUAGUGUUUGGGUGUAGACAAUGUAUAAUAGUAAGUUAUAAUACCAGUGCAAAGUAGUGAGAUGUACAAGAUAAGAAUUCAUUUUGUAAAUGUUUUUGUAAACUUUGACUCAUCUAAUUCAUGGUUUUGUUGUGUAGUAAUGUGUCUUGUAAUGAAAUGUUUAUUUUCUUCCAUUGUACAUAAAUAUACCUAUACAUAUAUACAUUUUAUGUUUAUAACCUUAUGUGUGUUAGCGUGUAUUUAGUACUUUUUCUUAUGCCUUAUGAAAUGUACUUUGAUGUGAAUAAGAUUAUCUGUAUAUAGACUUGUGUGAUUAAACUAAAAUAUUGUACAUUACAUUUAUGUUUUUUUCCUAAUUCAUAAAUUAAUUGGGUUCAACUUUUUUUUCCCUUGGGGAAGUCUCAUGUAGUCUCAUGGUGAGUGCACGCGCCCCCAUGUCGGGAGGCUUUAGUCCUCCAGGCAGGUUGCCUGGG
This is a messenger RNA of Labrus bergylta (ballan wrasse), 2771 nucleotides long. It is a transcript of the gene gck, whose product is annotated as glucokinase (hexokinase 4). Gene Ontology annotation, molecular function: fructokinase activity; ATP binding; glucokinase activity. Gene Ontology annotation, biological process: glycolytic process; glucose metabolic process; glucose 6-phosphate metabolic process. Gene Ontology annotation, cellular component: mitochondrion; cytosol. The record is from RefSeq and is a predicted model, not a curated record. NCBI's taxonomy places the organism in Eukaryota, Metazoa, Chordata, Actinopteri, Labriformes, Labridae.